Molecule: messenger RNA, 1503 nt
Organism: Nerophis lumbriciformis (worm pipefish)
Lineage: Eukaryota; Metazoa; Chordata; Actinopteri; Syngnathiformes; Syngnathidae
Source: RefSeq, a predicted model, not a curated record
AUGGCAUCCUUUGUGAUCAGCCGUCAUCUUGCGCUGUCCCUCCACAAAAACCUACACCUCAGUGUUACAGGAUGCCGUUAUGCAAGCAAAGCGGCCCCCAAAGCCCAAGUGGACUUUGAUUAUGAUGGACCCUCCAUGAAAACCGAAGUCCCUGGGCCGCGAUCACAGGAGCUGACAAAACAACUGGGAGAAAUUCAGAAUGUUGGCGCCGUCAACUUUUUCUGCAACUACGAGGAGAGUAGGGGGAAUUACCUGGUGGACGUGGAUGGCAACCGGAUGCUGGACAUCUAUACUCAAAUCUCGUCUAUACCUAUCGGAUACAACCACCCUGCUCUCCUCAAGCUAAUGUCCAACCCCAACAAUCUAAGUACAAUUGUGAACAGACCCGCCCUCGGAAUCUUACCUCCAGAGAAUUUCCCUGACAAAAUCACAGAAAGUCUUCUUUCAGUGGCUCCCAGUGGAAUGAGUCGUGUCCAGACAAUGGCCUGUGGCUCAUGCUCCAAUGAGAAUGCUUACAAGGCCAUGUUUAUCUGGUAUAGGAAUAAAGAACGAGGCCACAACUCACCAACAGAGGAAGACAUCAAAUCCUGCAUGAUAAACCAGGGUCCGGGUUGUCCAGACUUCAGUAUUUUAUCUUUCAUGGGCGGUUUCCAUGGUAGAACUAUGGGUUGCUUGACGACGACACACUCUAAAGCAAUACAUAAACUGGAUGUGCCCGCUUUUGAUUGGCCGAUUGCCCCAUUUCCAAAACUGCAGUAUCCAUUGGAGGAGUUCGUCAGAGAGAAUGCGCAGGAGGAGGCUCGCUGUUUGGAAGAAGUGGAGGACCUGAUUGUGAAGUGGCGACAAAAGGGUAAGCCCGUUGCUGGGAUUGUUAUUGAACCUAUCCAAGCCGAGGGAGGAGAUAAUCACGCCUCAGUGGAUUUCUUCAGAAGUCUCCGCAAAAUUGCAAACAAGCAUGGCUGUGCAUUCCACGUGGAUGAAGUUCAAACUGGAGGAGGGUGUACAGGAAAGUUCUGGGCCCAUGAGCACUGGGGUAUGGACGACCCGGCGGAUAUUGUCUCCUUCAGCAAGAAGCUUCUGACGGGCGGCUACUAUCACAAGCUUGAAUUACAGGCCGAUAAGGCUUACCGCAUUUUCAACACAUGGAUGGGUGACCCUUCAAAGAAUGUGUUACUGGCCGAGGUGCUCAAUGUGAUUCGCAGAGAAAACCUCCUCGAGGAGGUGAAUCGUUCAGGAAAAGCCUUGAUGAAUGGCCUGUAUGAACUACAGGCUCAGUAUCCUGGCAUCCUGAGUCGAGCUCGAGGACAGGGAACAUUCUGUGCAGUUGAUAUCUGCGAUGAUACAACACGCAAUGACAUCCUUCUGAAGGCCCGGAACAAGGGUAUCCUCCUGGGAGGUUGUGGGGAUCGCUCCAUCCGUUUCCGCCCAUCACUGGUCUUCAAGGAGUACCACGUGCACAUUUUUCUCAACAUCUUCAAUGACGUGUUGGCUCAGCUCAAAUGA